UGCUCCGCUCUGACAGAGAGGCUGACGGUCUGCAGGGCUCAGCAAUUGUCCACUUGCCGGGUUAUUUUCUAGCAACAACUUAGACACACUUAGAUGCACAGAUCCUGGUGACACAACACGUCCUCUGUGUCUCUAUGACAAGACCUGGACGCAGCUGACAGACACACAUCAGUCUAUCUGUCCAGUCCCGCUCCUCGGCACGGGCAGCUGCUCGAACUGGCCCCAUCGUCCGCUAAGGCUCAGAUCCCGACAGCAUUCCCGUGCUUUUUCAGAACUCAUUUUUUCCGGUGUUUUUCCCAAACACGCCAAGCGGAAAAGAAAGCUCUCCGACAGCCAAAGCAAGCCGGAUUUGAGGACGAAGCUCGAGCCGUGAGAAAAUCCUCUUUCGGGGUCUGACUGUUCCCUAGUUUUUGCCUACCGAGGGAUCCCCGUCCCCCCUCCUGCCAAGCACGCGCGCCCACAGAUUGGCUCCAUCCUCUUUCCUGCCCUGAAUAUCCUCCCCGCGGCUGUGCCUGCGUGCUGACCUCCGGCCGACCAUGUGGGAGUUCCGGUCCAUGUUGUUCUGGCGGGCGGUGUUCGCCGAGUUCUUCGGCACCAUGUUCUUCGUGUUCUUCGGGCUGGGCGCCGCCCUGCGCUGGACCUCCGGCCCCUACAACGUGCUGCACAUCGCCUUCUGCUUCGGGCUGGCGGCCGCCACGCUCAUCCAGUCCAUCGGCCACAUCAGCGGCGGCCACAUCAACCCGGCCGUCACCUUCGCCUACCUGAUCGGCUCCCAGAUGUCCCUGUUCCGCGCCGUCUUCUACAUCGCCGCGCAGCUGCUGGGUGCCGUGUCUGGAGCCGCCGUGCUCUAUGGGGUCACGCCCACCAACGUGCGGGGAAACCUGGCGCUCAACACGCUCCACCCCGGCGUGAGUCUGGGCAUGGCCACCACAGUGGAGAUCUUCCUCACCGUGCAGCUGGUCGUGUGCGUCUUCGCCGUGACGGACGAUCGCCGCAACGGCCGCCUGGGGUCCGCCGCCCUCGCCAUCGGCUUCUCCGUCACCCUGGGGCACCUGCUGGGGAUGUACUACACCGGGGCUGGAAUGAACCCGGCGCGCUCCUUCGCUCCGGCUGUGCUGGUCCGGAACUUCGUCAACCACUGGGUGUACUGGGUCGGCCCCAUGAUAGGGGGCGCCAUCGGGGCGCUGGUGUACGACUUCCUGCUCUUCCCCCGGAUGAGGGGUCUUUCUGAGAGACUGGCCACGCUGAAGGGCAGCCGCCCCUCGGAGGCUGACGGUCAGCAGGACUCGCGCACAGAGCCCAUAGAGCUGAAGACACAGGCGCUAUAAAGACAAGGACAGGCGGCGCACUGACCCCCUUCCCCUUUCUCCUCCCCUCCUCAUCCCAACAAACACACAUUCGCACAAUGACCUCUCGCUCACCCCUGACCUUUAACCUUCCCCGCACACACUCGCCAGACAAGCCCCCAGCCGCACUGCCGCCUCCCUGGCCUCGGCGCUCGAGAGCCUGGACUGACCGUGGAACCAACCCCCACCCCACCCCUGGUCUCGUCCUGGCCUGGAGGGCAGGAGCGGCCGCGAGGAAGAAGAGGAGCCGUCGCGGACGCGCGCCAUCGCGCCCCCCUCCUCCGGCCGGGGGCGCGCGUCCCGGUCCCGAGAUCCCCAGCGCCGAGGACCCCGCGGGCGUCCCUCCCCCUCAUUCGGGUGUCAUUGUGGUUUUCCGAAACUGGUCUUCCGAUGCAGUGGCACGACGAGGGAUGGACGCUGCCAUGAGCGUUUCCUUUUCUUGUUUUGUGGUGCGUUUUUCUCCUGGCGCUUCGCUCUCGCCGGUCUCUCCCGUGCCGUGUCAGCACGCUUUGUUUUAAAGCAGAAAAAACGAAACACGCCUCUCCGUGAUUGCGCUGAACUGCAGUUUUGAAGCUUUUUUUAAAAAUGAAAUGACGCACGACCGACUUUUUCUCUUCGUUGUAGACGCUAAUUAACCAAUUUUCUAUAUUGCGCCUUUUCACUGUGAGCACCUUUCAAGCUUGAAGGAUUCACUCGGCUUGAGCCGAGUUUCUCACUCGGCAUUGCCUCAGGUGAGAGCAAAUCCCCUUCCCGCGGUAACAGAAGCCACGGAAAAACCAGAAAAGCCCAAACGGUCUUUUAACUGAGGCUGUCCUAUGUCCUGAUACUGAAAUGGAUUUCCAAAUACCCCUCUUGGCGGCUGGGCAGAAUUGUGGGUGCUGUUCCUUUUCUUAAAAUGUCCCUCAUAUUUGUGCUAUUGUUUUAUUUUUCCUUUUGCCCCAGGGGACACGAAGUUCAAGUUAAGUCUUUAUAGCGUGUGAGCAGGCGGAUUGAUUUGCCUUUGUGUUUCCCGUAGCAACAGGUUGGCUGGAAAAGUAGAUCUGGCUUUUCGGGGCCACAGAAGAAGUAGGCUCCUCUGUUGCUGUCGGCCUUGUGUGUGUGUGUGUGUUGCGGAGUGGGUGCUUGAUGGUGCAGUGGUUUCACGCUUCGGAGUUUCAGUAGGGAUCUGGGGAACAGGAGAAGGAGAGGGGGUCGUGUGUUUUUUUUGGGGGGUUGUUUCGGAGGGUUGUUUUUCCUUUCCACUUCUUGUUUGUCCCCUUGGCUCAGGUUCCUGAACGUUUUUUUAAAGCAGGAGUGAAUCCUGACGUCAUUUCUGGAGUGACGUAGUUCCUAAUCAGGUGUUCUGUGUACGUUUGAGUACGUUGUGUUGAUUUUUGAACAGGGUGAGUUUCACACCUGCGACUCGACCCUCCCACUCCUCUCCCUGCCCUGCCCUUCAUCCCCUCUACCCCCCUCCCCUCCUCUUCCUCCACCUGUGUCGCAGACACUGCUGAUGUGUCCUGUGCUUGGGUUGGUGUACAGGAUUCCAACCAGGGACCUCCUUCACCUAUUAACAGUAGGUUGGCUGACCCCCUCCUGCCUGCUGGGGCUCGGCGAUCGUGAAGGGCAGAGGCCCAGACAGGCCCAGGGGAACGUGCUCCCCAUCUGAGUCGCCACCCAGACCCCCAAAUCCUAGAAUCCAUGUGCCCUGCAUGGCCUUAAUCACUGCUUCAGGUGCUAACUCGUCGAUCAUCUAAUUAAGCACCAUCUAAUUAACCCACGCGACAUGGUACAGUGUGCACGUGGGGGGGCAGCUGGGCUUAUUAAGGUGAUCGGAGCCGAUACCUGGUAUCUGCAUGGAAACGAGUCUCCCCAACAGCCUGUGGCCAUGUUUCCCUAAAAGGGGGUGAGACCUGAGGGGGGGGUCGCUAUACACUGGAACAGAGUUUCCAGUUUCCCUAUUUCAGACCUGUACCCCAAGAGCACCCCUCUUUAUUUGGGGGUCGCUUUGGAGAAUUUCCAUUUGUUUCUGCUUUUUUUUAUUUUUUACAGUUUCUUUGGUAGGUUUUUGCAAAGCAGAACAGAAAUACACGUUUACAUGCUUGUGUUUGCUGUCCGUAAUUAUUGCAGGUACUGAGAGUAUUAUACUAUGACAGUUACUAGUACUAUUAUAUAUUUAUAUCUUCUUGUUUGUUUUCUUUAACAUCUUUUCAACAGUUGUUUUUUUUAAAGAUCCUCUUCUAGCCUUGCUUUAAAAGAUGUUUACUUGCUGCUUAGGUUCUUGGUGAAACUGCUGACAUUGCUGCUUUUCCUUUUUAAAUCUGUUUUAAAAGCUUUUGCGAUAGCUGUGACCAUUAGUAAACACGUCAGGGUCCGAGCACACUUGUAACGUUUUGAGAAUCUCUCCACGUGCAUUGGCUGUGAAACAGUGCCACCUAGCGUCUGCACUCGCCGCUGCAGCUGGCUGGCACUGUCUGACGCAGUUUGGAAGCGUUAAUACUUUGGAGUUGUAUUUCGGGAAAUUCGCAGGAAAGAGAUAUUGUACUCAGUUUGUAUUUGGCUAGUUGAUUCCUUCCUUACACCACCCCUCGUACCCGUACCCCGUAGAAAAAUAAAAUGCUUUUAUAAAUAAAUAUGUACCAAGAAAUGAACAAUAAAAAGUUAAAACCCUUGUAAGACAUUCGUGCUCUCAUCAAUUGCAACCCAACAGCCCAUGAUGAAGUGUAAGAAACCACCACUCGCGUCAGACCCCCCUCUGACAG
Molecule: messenger RNA, 4087 nt
Organism: Lepisosteus oculatus (spotted gar)
Lineage: Eukaryota; Metazoa; Chordata; Actinopteri; Semionotiformes; Lepisosteidae
Product: lens fiber major intrinsic protein-like
Biological process (GO): transmembrane transport; water transport
Cellular component (GO): plasma membrane
Molecular function (GO): water channel activity
Source: RefSeq, a predicted model, not a curated record